Paramuricea clavata is the source of this 8399-nucleotide messenger RNA. NCBI's taxonomy places the organism in Eukaryota, Metazoa, Cnidaria, Anthozoa, Malacalcyonacea, Plexauridae. The record is from the annotation of a GenBank genome assembly.
AUGACAACGGAUGCUGUGACAAACUCUCUGGGUAAACCGGGCAAAUUUCAAGUCCUGUUCUACUUGUAUCUUGCUGCGAACUGGAUUUAUAUCAGUUGGAACCAUCUUGGAAUGGCAUUUAUAGGAGCGAAAACUAAGCAUCAUUGCACAGUAGCAAACAGCACAGAUGUUAACCUGCUUGUACCAUUGAAAAGCAAAAAUGGAAAGUCAGUAUGGGAUGGAUGUCAUCUUUUUGAUGGUUAUAAUACUUCAGAAAAGAUACCAUGCCCAAAUGGUUGGACUUAUGAUCUACCUGAGGGCGAAGCGACUAUAAUAUCCGAGGUAAAAUUUUCUCAAUUUUUUCCCCGGUAGUUAGACACACACCACGGCAGUUUAUUGCGGAAUACUACUUAUAUUAACUGAACCUCAUCGUUGCAGACUUUCUGGAGUCAUGGAGAGACACUAUCUUCAUAGUCUAAGGGACUAAUUCCAAACUUAGUUGAAUUGUGAAGGGAGUAAAGCUAGCUGAUUGAACUUGGAGUUACUGGACAACAAUUGCAAUUGGCUAUACACCUGUUGGACCUCACGUUUGUGAAUGGCGCCUAAAGGUGUCUUUAAUCAAUUAAUCCAAUAUUACUACAAAAAUUAUAUACAAAAAUUACUAAAUAACUCAUCCGCAUUUAGCAAAGCUAUUUAAGGCUCCUGUCUUAAACAGUUGAAACUGUCUGCAUAAUAAAGGCUAGAUCGACAUAAUCAUCACAAGAGAUGAGGAUUCCCAACGACAUUUUCUUAGUUAUUCUUACAUUUAGUUUUAAAUGUUGAUCAUUUACUUCAGUGAAUUACGGAUUGAUAAUGGUAAAUAGUUUUUUACAGUUACACGUAAACUACGUCAAGCGUUCCGCUUUUGAGUUCCUAACUUGAUUGCAGUUCCUCAUUAUCUUUGCAAACUUCUUCCAUUUAGUGGGAUCUUGUCUGUGAUGAUGCUUACAAAGCCAACCUGGCCACAACCAUGUAUUUUGUUGGAGUAAUGUUAGGGAGUCUGGUGUUCGGAACAUUAUCAGAUAAAUUUGGAAGAAGACCUGUGUUUCUGUUUACAAUGUUCUGUCCAUUUGUUCUUGGCUUGUUUUUGUUCUUUAUAAAGAACUACGUCGCCUUUGUUGUCCUUCGGUUCUUCCUUGGAUUCUUUCUUCAGGUUAGUUGAAGUAUAAUAAUAGAUCACGCUAAAAUAAUAGAUCACCCGAUAUCGAUACCUCGAAAAGUACCUAUAAACCGAUUUUCAUUUCCCAUGUCUUGGAACUGAAAUAUUUUUACGGGAACUAACACUUUCAAACACGCCGAGUUCAAAUCCGAAAGUUCCCGCUCCGUAGACCUGCAGUUUUCUCUCAAACUGCAAUUUUAUCUUCACUAAUUUCACGACAAUUUUUUUCAUUGUUCAACGACACGGUCGAUGAAGACAAACGCUUAUGUCACUCAAAAGGACCAAUUUCUAUUAACCAGUCUUCCUUUUAAGGCAAAAGACCGUUUUGCUCAAAUCAUUUUGAGUUAUAUAAUAUUAUGCAUGUUGGACAUAAACAACAUAUCUUGUCUACAACUUUAAUGCUAAAGUCUAUGUAACUGGCCUGAAAAAUAACGCCAGUAAGGUAUUUAAAACAAAAGUAACGCGAAGCCAACGUAACGGCAAAGACAAUGCUAACAUGAACUAUUGUCGAUGGGUUGCUGGUAGAAGACUUACGACAGGAUCACUCUUAAAUAACCUUAAGGUGGCUCCAUACACUUUUCAUCAUCGGGGGACUGGUACUUAAUCUUGUCCUAAUGUUGAGUUUUCGCGCGAAAAUAUUAAAAAUAUAUGCAAAAAUAAAUACAACUUUUUCAGUCUGAAAUCCGAACCACAAGUCAUGUUUAUUUGGAUGUUUUGAGUCUUCCUUGUUCUCAUUUGUCCUCAAAGAACAAACUUCGUCCUGAUUUUGUCCUGGACAUUGAAUAACUAGUCUUUUUAGAAGACAUUUUAAGGUAAAAAAUGCAAUGUUCAACUUUCGAACUCUUGUGAAAACCGGCGAUCGGCCCGACCGGCGAAAAGUUUUUUACUCCAAUAUUUGGUGAUUUAUAAGUUCAUAUAUCCAAAGUUUUUUGUACUUACAACUGGUAAAUGUAUUCAAAGUGUUACUAACAGCAAAGGAAUUCAGUGAAACAGCAUCUUGCGCGGGCUCAAACUGUUUUAAAUUGUCAACAACAACAUGAAAACACACAAGUUACGACUGUAAACGAAUAUAAAACUACGUAGAAAAGCCAAAAAGUUCAUACAUGUCACACAUAUCUUAUACCAAACGACACAAUCACCUGUUUUCUUGGCGUUAUCCCGAGUUAGCAUGCAAAACUAAAGAUAUUUGCAUUUCUAAGCAAGAAAACACAACAUAUAUUUGAUAUUUCGACGAGACUAAAAACUUUUUUGUGCGUGUUUUUCUGGAGAUGCGCCUGCGAAAACAUGUACGCGCAUGUCAAUUCAUUGAUCUUGCAGAGCUCGAAAAACUUUCGGCCGAGCGAGUGAGAUACCACAAUAAAACGGCGUAAUUCAAAAUUUUGCACGGUGACAUGUGAUGAAAUUUUGCACAACGAUAACUUCUUUUAAAACAAAUAGAAUAUCAAAAUUUUAAAAAAAUCUGUAGAUUGGAAAACUCUAAAUCCGCAAUUUUUUAUUCUGGCUUUUCUAAUCUACAGAAUUUUUUAUUUUCAGGGAUAAGAUUCAGCAUUAAAAGUGAAAGCUAUACAGCAGUUAAAAAUGGGGUGUCACCGGCAAUAUUCGGAAAAUAAAUAAUAAAAACCUGCUUAAAAUAGCAAAAAAUACCAUAUUUGGCGAGACUACUGUUACCAUGGAAACAAUAUUAUGUUCAAGAAUAUUGCAAAUGUUUUCUACCAAAUACUUAAUUUAUACUAGGGAAUGCUUAAAAUUAAUAGAUGAAGUGAUAAAAUUUAUAAAUUGAAAUUUUUACGCAAUAAGGUAUUUAUACUACGGAACUGUAUGGAGCCACCUUAAACAAGAAGAAUAAAUGUUCACAUCAAAGACAAAAAUCAGUGCCAAAGUGUAAAAUCUGCUCUGUAAACUUACGACGAAGUGGAGAAAUGUGUGCAUGAACUGUUUAUUUGGUGAUUUCAACGUAUAUGGAAGCCGUCCUUGUGAUUUUAUAGAGAUUGAGCCAGAACUGAGGAUUCUAGAAAGUGUUAUCUCACUUAUCUGUAUCUUCUCCAAGUUGUAGACAAGAUAUGUUGUUUACGUCCAACACGCAUAAUAUUACAUAACUCAAAAUGAUUCGAGCAAAACGGUCUUUUGUUAAGAUAUCUUAUAUACAAAAUAUCUAUAAAUAAUAAUAAUAUCUAAUAAUAUCUAUCUAUCUAUCUAUCUAUAAUAUCUAUCUAUCUUUUCGAUAUCUCAAAAUUCCUUACCUGAACGUAUUGCUCCCGUAAGAGUCACAAGAUCAUCUAUUAAUGUCAACGCAAGUCAUUCCGUCAACGAAAACAUAAAACAACAACUUAUAAUCGAUAAUCACCUAAGCGAUUUUCGAAAUAUUGUGGCGGCCGUCGGCCGAAGCCGUUUUGACUAUUAAAUGACGAAGAAAUGUGUAUUUUUAUAUAUUUUUUCCCCAAAUAAUCAUCUAUGAAAUUAUACUAAAACUAUUAUUCGCCUCAGGUUCGAUGAUUAUUGUUAAAUGAAAACUUCGACUUUGUCUCUGUCCCUACUCACCUAUAUAAUCACCUAGCCUUCGGCGAAAAAUUGUUAAUUAUUUCUGUUUUCUAUAUUUAUAUUUAUAUUGAUAUUUUGUAAAGGGCCCACUGUAAUUGGUGUUAAGCUGUUGUGGUGUCCCAGCUUCUUUAAUGCAAUUAUUGUAUGAUGUUUGGAAGCGAAGCACAAUAAAUAAAUAAAUAAAUAAAUAAAUAAAUAAAUAAAUAAUACAUAAACGCGUAAAAAACAACAAUAACUUUCAUCAUUUGAAUAGUUUGAAAAUGUAUUUGGAAUAGGUCUAACUUAAUGUUUAAGUUCCCUGUUUAAGAAAUAGAAAACAUACGAGUCUUCUCAUUUCAUGGGAAUAUCCCGAGUCUGCAAUCACGGCUUCAAUUUUUGAAUUGCAGAAUAAUUAGAUGCACUAUCUAGUGUAUAUAAGAUAUCUAUGGUUAAAAGGAAGACUGGUUAAUAGAAACUGGUCCUUUUGAAUGACAUAAUCGUUUGUUGUCAUCGAUCCGUGUCGUUGAACAAUGAAAACAUUUUUUAAAUUAGUGAAGAUAAAAUUGCGGUUUGUGAGAAAACAGCCGGUCUACGGAGCGGGAACUUUCCCGAUUUGAACUCAGAGUGUUCGAAAGUGUUAGUUCCCGUAAAACUAUUUCAGUUCCAAGACAUGGGAAAUGAAAAUCGUUUUCUAGGCACUUUUCGAGGUCACAGCAAACGGCCUAUAUUAUAUAGUUGCAUUGUAAAUUUUAUUUACUUGAUCCUCACUCCUUACUUCCAGGGCCUACAAAUUGCCACCUUUACCAGUCUGGUAGAGAUAUUUGCCACGCAGUACAGAACAUUCACCGGUCUUGGUGUAGGGAUUCCUUGGGCUACUGGAGUCAUGUUAAUGGCACUGUUCGCGUAUCUCCUCAAGGACUGGCAUUACAUUCAGCUGAUGUCCACGACAGUUUGCCUGUUUCAAAUUGGACUUGUUUGGUAGGUACUGGUAAGCAAUUCAGUCGUAAAUUCAACAGAUUGGUGAUUUCAAUAAACAUUAUGGGACAGCAGAUAUAAACGUUUUCACAUUUGUAAGCUAAAGUACGUAACAGAUACAAGACUACUGCAAAUAAUGAAAGGAAUGAAAAUUAUUUUCUCGCUUUGAUAACUGCGGGUUGACCACAAAAGUAUCUUCGUCUUGUUGAGGCUUCGGUCGCGCAAAAGCCAGACGGCAAGCAUCUUUCACCCGUGAGAUCGUGGGUCCUAUUGUCGCUGCGAACUCACAACACUUAUGUCACGAGUCAGUCAACCUUCCGGAAAUGUUGACAGGGCGGGUUGGGAUAAGUCCCUAGCUGACCCUUCCGAGUUCCGCCGUAGCUGUGCUCUGAAUCAUAAGGUGGCUGCCAAUGGUGCCAUAGCUUACAGUCUUUGACUCGAUUAAGUUGAACUGCGUCUCACGAGCUUAUGAUCCAUAAAAGCCUUCUCAUUUCCAAACUUAAACCUUCCCUGAACGUACAAGGUAGUUCAGUCAUACUUCUUCUACUCUAUUCCCCUUUCCAUACCCUAUUUACUUCCGCUCCCUUUCCUCUUAGAUUAUACUUGUAAUUCUAUACUCUGUAAUUAGUUGUAAUUUAUUCAUGCAUAUUAUAUAACUUUGUAAUUUUAUAUCAUUCUUUACUCUGAAGAUGUCUUAAGUGCAAGACGAAACAUUAGUUCUGUAAACAAUUAGAUUUAUGAAAAUUCAGUCUCUUUGUUAUGGCUAUUAUUAUAUUUAUACGGACAUUAUGCUGGGCAUUGAUAUUUAUUAUUAGAUUAUGAGUCAAAAUAGGUAUGACCAAUCAAUAUGCCUGUUAUGUGUAGUCAGACCAAAUUUGACCAAUCAAAUUACACGAACUAAAACACAAAAAAGUCAAUUUUCAUUUGAAUACCGCUUAUUUGACUUAUCGUUUGACUAAUCAAUCGCUGGCUCAAUGUGCAAAAAUUGAUCGAAGUUUACAUGCUGGAGUGUGAUAGAGUUGAUUGCGUGAUCGGAGUGAAGGAAAGCGUUUGCGCGCUGAGUGGGAAAUAAUUUUAAAACCUUGAUCCAAUUUUUUUUAUAUGCCUUUUUUACCUUAGUCGCGUAACUAAUCUGACCUCCCCUAGAUCCGCCCCUGAUUCAGGGAUAACAUUCAUUUACUAAAAUCUUAAAUUUAACCUAAAAUAUUCCACAUUUCCUGUAGGUGCUUCCCUGAAUCCAUUCGUUGGCUUCUAAUCAAUAAUCGUUUUGACCAGGCAGAGAAAGUCAUCAGAAACAUCAGUACAUUCAACAAGAUCCCUUUCCCACAAGAUAUAUUUGAUAAAACGGUGAAUGACGUUAAAAAGACGGAGGCAGACAAGUUAGAUAUCAAGAGUUAUACAAUUGUUGAUAUUUUCAGAUCAAGUGUGUUGAGGAAACGAUCUUUGAUUAUGAUGGUGAUUUGGUAAGUACUGCCAUUAAUUCCACUGCGUUAACAACGGAUCGAUAAGAGAUGGUGUUUCUCGACCAAACCGGGAAAAAAGCUUAGAACCGACCUAGUAUAACUGUAAUGACUACUGGAUAUCCAUUUCACAUAAUCUAAUAAUUUCACAAUAAAUAUUUCAGGUUUUCAACAUCUCUGGGUUACUAUGGACUAACAUUGAAUAUCUCAAAUCUUGCUGGAAAUAAAUACUUAAACUACUUCAUCAGUGGAGCAUUGGAGAUUGUCAUCAUUAUUUCAACCAUGUUUGUCCUAAAUAGGUGUGUUUUGGUGGUAUAUUGAAGAACAUAUUCGAUCAUCUCGUUACCGAAACCUCUCCAAUACGGACACCUCUCUAAUAUACCUCUCCCUGUAUAGCUUGCUAUUUAUGAAGGUAAAAGAUUGAAAAUUAUAUUAAAUAUUUUCUUUUUCUAGGUUUGGACGACGCAGGCCAUUAUUUGCUUAUUGUCUUAUCGCUGCAACAGUUCUUAUUAUUGCAGGAGUGUUGCCAAAGUCGAACAGUAAGAUAUUCUGAUGUUUUCUUGACAGACUUGACUUACUCGCAUAUUAUAUUUGAUUUCUUUAAUAAAGGACAUUGGCAAUAAAAAAUUAGUUUGUCUCAUUCAAAAGAACUCUUAAAAUUAUAUAUUAAACUCCAUUACCAAUUUGCCGUAUAUUUUUUUUAUUUAAUUAAACAUAUUUAUACGUUGCUUAAUUCUCAAAAUAUUUAGAUCGAAAUUAAUGAGCUGUCCGCCAUCUUGGACUAAUUCUUGACCUCAUUAACUAUGGUUUUUAUGACGUCAGGAGUUGGUCAACCAUGUAAAACUACUCUAAAAUAACCGAGUAACAAUCCAAAAUUGUUUGAAAUGUUUUUAGUCAUUUCAAAAAUUUCAGACAGCAACCAGAAACGAAAUUUUGGAUCCAUAUUGAUCGCUUACUCUUAAUAAGAUAAAAAAUUAGCGUGACCCCUCACUUGACGUAGCUAGCAUGCAUAUCCUCAACAAUCCAAGAUGGCGAACAGCUCAAUUUUUUCAGUCGAAAUUUUUUGAAAACCAAGCAAGAUAUAAACAAUCUGUAAUAGAGUUUAAUAUAUAGUUUUAAGAGUUCUUUCAAAUGAACUAAAAUAACUUUGUCAAUGUCCUUUAACUAUUGUCAAUGUCCUUUAAUUUAAGCUAGCUUUAGUCCCAGACUGAUCCAAGGCCAGCUGCUAGGGUUCUUCUCCUCAAUCUCUUUCUGUCCUUGUCGUGCCCACCAUCAGUUCAUUAAUAUAAAAAAAAAAAAAGAAAGGCGAUUUCGAAGGUCUACGCUCGAACUUGCAGAAUAUUGACUUUUCCAACAUCGUGGAAAGUAAUACUGAUGUAAACAGAGCCUGGUUGGAAUGGAAAGAAAGGUAUAUAGCCGUAGUACGUAACUUUAUUCCUUUGAGAAAGAUAAAAGGCAAGCGCUCACCACCAUGGAUAACUGGACAUAUAUUGUAUAUGAUUCGAAAGAAGGAAACGUUACGUAAAAAGCUGAGAAGUUCGUCUUCAAGUUUCUUGAUUGCCAAGUUCAAGCAACUACGGUUGGCAGUCAAACGUUUGAUAAGCGAAAGCCGAGCCAGAUACUUUGAGUCGCUGGAACAAGAUAUUCAGUCAAAUCCGAAAAGAUUCUGGUCUGCCUUCAAACUCUCCAAUAAAGCGAGCAGUGUUCCUCAACAAGUGUCAAUACCAUCAACUAUCCACGACACGGACACUGGUAAACCUGUUCGGAAAUUAGUUUCCAACCCGGUUGAGAUUGCUGAAGCCUUCAACAAUCACUUUACAUCCAUAUUCUCCAGUGAUACAGUCGAACCUCGCCUACAAUUAACACCUACAAGUGGGCCGGAAUUUUCCGAAAUUUCUCUCUCUCCUUGCGAAGUAGUCUCCGCCCUUCGUUCACUUGAUGUUACUAAAGCAACUGGACCUGACGAGAUCUCUGCAAGACUUUUGAAAGAAACGGCUGACCAAAUUGCACCAUCACUAACUUUACUAUACAAUCAGUCGCUUCACUCAGGCGUGUUUCCAGAUGAGUGGAAGCUGGCAAACAUUGUUCCGGUGUUCAAGAAAGAAAUCAAGGAAUAUGUAGAGAACUAUCGUCCAAUAUUCCUGCUAACCAUCAUAUCAAAAGUACUUGAACGGUGUUCUGGUCAGUCUACGGGAUCACCUCUUGCAAAUGUUACACCGAGCGCAACAUGGUUUUAUUCCCGGCAGAUCCUGUGUCACCCAAUUGGUUGA